This is a messenger RNA of Microthlaspi erraticum, 1332 nucleotides long. Lineage: Eukaryota; Viridiplantae; Streptophyta; Magnoliopsida; Brassicales; Brassicaceae. The record is from the annotation of a GenBank genome assembly.
AUGAAGGACAGAGAGGAAUCUUCUAGUUCUACAAGAACAACAACAAACAACCCUAAAGAAGAACACGAACCUAGAGAAAUCAACAUCCGACCAUUCUCUUCUGUUCCUUCUUCUCCUCGAAACGCUUCUUCUAAAUACGAUUUCGUCAAGGUGAAAGUAUGGCUUGGAGAUGCCGAUCACUACUAUGUUCUGUCUCGGUUCUUAGUCUGCAGAAUGUUAACUGUAACUAAGAUCCCAAAUCAUGUAGCUGUAAAGAUUUCUCUUGAACUCAAGAAGCUUCUGAUUGAUAACAGCCUUCUCGAUGUGUCUCAGGCCGAUUUGGAAUCAAGUUUGUUUAUGCUUAUGGAGCGACGCGGUUAUGGGCAGGAAUACAUUAAUCGCUACAAUAUGAUGACAAAAUUUCAUCAUCAGAGAGUACCUCUGAUUAUACUUGUUUGCGGAACAGCAUGUGUUGGCAAGUCCACAAUCGCCACACAACUUGCUCAGAGACUCAAUUUGCCUAACGUCUUACAUACAGACAUGGUAUAUGAGCUGCUUCGGACAGCAACUGAUGCUCCGUUGACAUCAACACCUGUAUGGACUCGAGAAUUCGAUUCAUCAGAAGAGUUGAUAAACGAAUUCUGUAGAGAAUGCAGAAUUGUUCGUAAAGGACUUGCUGGUGAUUUGAAGAAAGCAAUGAAAGAUGGGAAACCAAUUAUCAUUGAGGGAAGACAUUUAGAUCCAAGCAUAUACUUGAUGAAUGAUGAGAACAAAGCUCCAUCAAACGAUCCUGACAAGAGCAGCAAAGAAACAGAGUCUUCAGGAGAUCUAGCCUCGGACAAGAACCCCGAGUCUGGUUCUUCAAACAGUAAAGAAACCGAGGACGAGAGUGCUAUGAAACCUCAUUCUCAGGCUGAAGCUGUCAUUGACUUAUCAGAGAAAGUUACACAAUGUAAAAUCGAUGGUAUUGAUCAAAGUGCAGCAGAAAGUGCAAAAGAAGCCGAAAAGAAAAGAAAAUCUGGAGAUGGAAGUGGGAAGUCGAAAUCUGUCCCUGAACCUAUUGUCAUAUCUAUUGUCUUAAAGAUGGCUGAAUUUGAUCAUAAGGCUUUGCUAGAGGAGUGGAUCUCUUCUCGUACGUCUGGAGAUAAAUACACAUCUAAGGAGAAAGAUAGACUAAUUACGAACCUAAAGACCAUUGAGGACUACCUUUGUUCCUUCAAUUCGCAGGGGGUUACGGUUGUAAAUAUAUCGGCGACAACAUUCCCGCAGACACUGGACUGGCUUCACAACUAUCUUCUUCAGCGUAUUGAGGAAGGGAUUCGAUCAUCGGAGAAUGAGACAACGAAGAAGUGA